Messenger RNA from Rangifer tarandus platyrhynchus (Svalbard reindeer), 321 nucleotides. The record is from the annotation of a GenBank genome assembly. NCBI's taxonomy places the organism in Eukaryota, Metazoa, Chordata, Mammalia, Artiodactyla, Cervidae.
AUGAGUUCAGUUGGGGCUCGGCAGUCCGAAGUGUCGGAACACCUGUCCCAAAGAGAACCCGGAAUACCAUCAGGUGCCAUGCCUCCUCGAUUAUCCUGGGGUUCCUUUGCUCCAGCACAGCCAAGCCAACAGUCUGGCGGCUCAAGGGGCCAGUGUGGUUGGAAUCUCACUGGAGCCUCCAGAAAUGUUACAGAAACCAGUCACCAGGCUCAGCCAGUUGGAGAACUUAGGUUUAUUAUGCCAGCGGAUGCAGAGGAGUUAACACUCCAAACUCUGAGCCCUAAACAAAGGGAUUACAGAGUUUUUAUAGACAGACUGUAG